Molecule: messenger RNA, 1714 nt
Organism: Anneissia japonica
Lineage: Eukaryota; Metazoa; Echinodermata; Crinoidea; Comatulida; Comatulidae
Exons: 2
Coding region: 11-1534 (507 amino acids)
Source: RefSeq, a predicted model, not a curated record
CAGCAUACACAUGACAAUGAGAGGGAUUCUUCUAGCAGUCUGCUGUACUAUAGGCCUAACCUGUAAUUUAAUGUUGGGACUUGAGUUAUGCUUUUUAGUCAGGCCAAAUUCUGCCAUCAAAACUUUGAGCCACCCGCAAGAAGCGGACAUUAGUGACUACCUACACAUCCGUUCAACUGUAGCUAUAGGCCUACAAGAAGCGUCAGAUAGCAAUCCUAUAUUUUCUAAAGUGAUUCAAAGCAAACACUCUAACAUAUUUCAGGCGGAAAUAUUACACAGCAGUUCAGUAUCUCGUUCAUCUGAAAUAAAAGAUUUCUUGAACAAAAUUGUUUAUCGUUCUAAAGACAGAGUUGUUGUUACUGAAGAACAACACGCGAGCAGUAGGCGGAUGUUGCAUUCGAUGGGAUCCAAAACACUGACUCUGCCACUACAACUCAACAAAAAUAUAAUUCAGUUACUUCAUCAAAACAAAUUUGGUUUAGAUAUUUUUGAAUCAACUAAACCAAGAGGAUUCAGGCGGACAAGUGAUGCUACAUCACGAACUAUUGGAUAUAUAUCUUUAAAUGCAUAUUUAGCACACAAUAUACAAAGAAGUAAGAGAGGAAUAUUUGCCAAAGAUAUUUUAAAUAAGGAAGGGGUAAAAUCUGAGCUCAGGUCUGUUAGAAGCCUCGGACAGUUGGAGGACUUUAGACAUAUACUAAAAGAAUCAAGUACGCAGCCUAAAUAUGCUAGGAUACAAGCCACCAUUACCAAAAGGAACCAUAUACUGAACACGGUUGAUCUUCACUAUAUUGAUAGGCCUACAUAUAAACAAUAUUCUAUAGUUUCAACGCAAGAAAAUAUACAUAAAAAUUAUCUAAAAAAUGGAGCUACCAUUGUGCGUGGAAAGGAAGACAAUAACAAUUUGUCUGACCACAUCGUCGGCGGACUCCUUUCAUUAAAGAACUUUCAAACUGAUAUGGAAGUGCUAGAUAUUAGGGAAGAGUUAUCGGAACAUGUUACAUUCCAGAAAACGAAACAAGGAAGGUUGUCUUCUCAAGAACUUCUCCCAUCUAAUGCACUUUUAUCAAAAGAGUUAACUGUUGUGAAUGUUACAGAUGGAGUUAGUCAAUCCGAAUUAGAAAUAGUUAAUCAGGAAAAAAUUGACUUAGAACCAACAAAAGAUAUAACAUUCCCUGCAAGAUUGUUAGAUAUUUUAAUUAGAAACGUUGAUGAACUUUAUUCCAUAACAGAUUCAAGCUUCACAAUGUAUCACGAAAAACAUUUCGGAAGUAAAGAUGUUGAUGAGAUCCUUGGACGUGGUAUCCCGGGUAUCGAGUGGCGCCAAUCAGGGCUCCAAAGAUGGCUAAAACCAGUAAGUUUUGGUUUAGGAUAUUAUAACAUAGUACUGUACCUCCGCCAUGGAGGUUAUGUAUUUAUCGCUGUUUGUCUGCCUGCAUGUAUAUUCGUUUGUUAUAAAGAUUAUGCAAAAACUAAUGAAUGGAUCCUCAUAAAAUAUAGUAGAGUGAUACAUAUUAAUCUAAUGAAGAGGUGAUUAAGGUUUGGGGUAAAAAGAUUAAAAGGACAAGAUCAAGAUCAAAGAAAUUCGAAAAAAAACCUUUUAAAACUACCCCUCGAGCAUUAAAAGAAAAUAAUGGAAUCGCCCAUAAACGCCCUGAGUGUAUUAUUGUGUAUUCUUGCACAGGGUGGAGAUAUGUGCACUAUGGGAUAUUUU